CAAAUUACUUAUCCGACAGUCGAUUGGCAAUAAAAUGCUUAGCGAACGUUCUCUGGUUUUGAGCGGCUACAAUACCAACUCCAUUGACAGCGUCAAUAAGAGUUGCCAACAGCCAACGAGCAACAGAACUACCCCACCAACUACACCAAACUUGAGUACUACCCAGAUAACGACGCCACCAGUACUGACUGUCACGCCAACCACAACGGCAGCAGCUGCGGCUGCCUAUCUCUACUUGGAAAAGGUAAAAAAUGAACGCCUGUCACCGAGAGUGACCGCUGCUCAAAUCGAUUCACUGAAGGAUGCCAUUAUGGAGUCGUCAGCUGCCGCUGCUGCCGUUGCUGCAGCAAUGGUAAAUAACAACAACAAUUGUUCGUCGAUUAAUAAUAAUAAUAACAACAACAACAACAGCAAUAACAGUGGCAACACAAAUAGUUGCAAUAACAGUCACAGCAACAACAAUCUAGUUCUAAGUCAAAAUCAAAUUGUAAACUCCCUAAACAACAGCUGCAACAACAACACCACCAGUGAUGAGAUGUCCAGUCAUUCCCUGCAAUCGUCCGUUGGCCAACACCAGCAUCAGCACCAACACCACCCUCACCAGUCACCAUCUUCAUCAAUCCACCUGAGCAGCAAUCAUGUGAAAAGAGAAAGACUUAGUCCCGCCACCGGGACAAAUGGUGACCUACAAUCGGCCCUAUCAAGAUCACGAAGUACAACACCUUCGUCUUUUCGUGGCCCCUCACCGCAACAUUCGGUCCAUAGCAGUCCAUCCGAAACUGUGGUACCCAUGCAUAAUCUCUCUACAAAUUUAUUAAACAGCAUCCAACAGGCAGCUUCAUCAUCGGUUCGUCAGAACAACAUAAAUUUCCCCAGUGCUGGAAUUAGCAAUUCCGCUGCUGCGCUGCCUAGCGAUUUUUCAACGCGUAACUAUUCGGAUUUCAUGAGAUGCUUAGCGGCAAAGUACAAUAACACGAAUCCCACAGACUCCAGCAAUUCUAGACGUCAAACGUUUUUUGAUACAACAAUAAACAAUGCAACCAAAAAGACAUCGUCGGUCUCAUCGAAAACCUCCUAUCCUCCACCAUCAACUUCGAUUGGCAAGGAAAUUUCGAUUACGACAACAUCCACCCUGCCUCCGCCACCGCCUCUGUCAUCGGGAGCAAUAUCGCCGGCCGAUACUUCUCUAAGCCAAUCGCAACAAAAUCAAAUGGCAGCUGCGGUUGCAUCUGCUGCUGCUGCCAAUACAGCCAGUGGCGGUAGUGUUUCACCCUUCAUGACAUCUUUCCUAUCCAGUUUACCCUUCGCCCAAGGCAUUUUACCACCGCUUAUUGACAUGAGCAGCACACAAGCGCUAAUAACCUUGGCGCGAGCGGCUAAAGAAAAUGAAAUGCACAACAUUUUACAAAUGAACCAGACUUCAAAACGAAGCUCAUCGAAUGCUUCGCCUUCGCCCAGUCCCACCUUAAAUAUGGCUCUACAGCAAGCCGCCCAAUUCAUUUCGCCCGCCUUACUUUAUUCAGCACAAGUGCAGAAACAACAGCAACAGGUCUCAAGCCAAUCUAGUCCACGUUCAGCAAAUUUAACAAACACAACAUCUGGUACGGCAAACGAUGCCCCAGGCAAGAGUGCUGGAGAUAAGAGAACUGCCUCACCACUGGACCUCAGUUCACAGCCGCCAGCCUCGAAGCGUUUUAAAAUCGAGUCCAAUACAUCAAGCCAAAGUAGUUCUGAAGGUCUCUUAGAUGCAAGCAUAAAGCGGCGUAACUCGACGCCUACCACUAGCACAUCGCCAUCUCCCCCGCCCCACAGUGAUCGCCCAUCGAGUCCAAGCGCAACACCAUCGACAACAUCAACAACAACGACCACAACGACAGCUGUUUCCAGUUCUCCUGCUGUCAUAAAUACACGAAAGUGUCAGGCACACAGUGAAGAAGUGAAUUCAUGGACGGUGGACGAUGUUUGUGCAUUUGUCGGAAGCAUCGACAUUUGUGCAGAAUAUGUUAAGCAUUUUCGCGAUCAAUGUAUUGAUGGAUCUGGGCUACCACUACUAACGGAAGAUCAUCUGGUCAAUUCACUGGGCAUGAAAUUGGGACCAGCACUAAAGCUACGUUCAAUGCUGGCGAAAAAACUUGGCGGCCCAUGUCCCUGUGUAGCAUGUGUUGCACAAGCACAACAAAUGCUUGCCUUGCAAACGGCAGCUGGAAUCACACCGCCUAAUUCAGCCAUGGCAGAGAAUGCUGCCAACAGUUAUCAACCAAAGUCAGCAACAUUGAGCGGCAGCGAUGAAAUCAAUACCAAUAGCAGCAGCAACAGCAGCAGCAACAAUAAUAGUUCAUCGGAUAAAACCGAUAGUACAACAACAACAGCAACAACAAAGACAAUAACGACAAAUACAAAUGUCUCAGCAGCAGAAAACACCGGCGAUAUACGUUGUCAAAAAAAUGUUGCCACUUUUUCACAAUCUACGCAAAAUAAAUCCAAUACAAUUUGUACUAAUUAUAGUAGCUGCAGCAGCAACAACAACAAAUACAAAAUCAGCAAUCGUGACGACAAUAAUGGCCCCAACUCCAGCUAG
Musca vetustissima is the source of this 2578-nucleotide messenger RNA. It is a transcript of the gene Samuel, whose product is annotated as serine-rich adhesin for platelets. The transcript has 5 exons. Gene Ontology annotation, cellular component: PRC1 complex. Gene Ontology annotation, molecular function: protein binding. The coding region runs from base 35 to 2578 and encodes 847 amino acids. The record is from RefSeq and is a predicted model, not a curated record. Lineage: Eukaryota; Metazoa; Arthropoda; Insecta; Diptera; Muscidae.